Molecule: messenger RNA, 963 nt
Organism: Aspergillus pseudotamarii
Lineage: Eukaryota; Fungi; Ascomycota; Eurotiomycetes; Eurotiales; Aspergillaceae
Product: alpha/beta hydrolase
Exons: 4
Coding region: 1-963 (320 amino acids)
Molecular function (GO): hydrolase activity
Source: RefSeq, a predicted model, not a curated record
AUGGGCUCUAUUGGAAGAAAGUUCGAUGCCUUUCACCGAGUGGACAGGGAGUACGGCGAUAUUGCCGGCCACCCCCUGGAGGCAAGCCUCUUCGUCCCAAAGACUACAAAGCCUGGGGCCUCCUGUCCAGUGCUUGUGCAUUUUCACGGUGGUGGGUUCAUUGUUGGCCAUCGACUCUAUGAACCGUGGUAUGCAGACUGGUUAUUGGAAAUGGCACUGUCUAAAGGGGCGGUCAUUGUCAGUCCGGACUUUCGUCUCCUACCCGAAGCGAGCCCUUUAGAAGUGCUUGACGACAUCCACUGUUUCUGGCAGUGGCUACAUCAGGAUGCUGCUGCAGACGCCAUGUCUUGGGUAUACUGCCCAGUAAAUCUGGAUUUGGGGCAAAUUGCGCUACACGGCGAAAGUUCUGGCGGCUGGCUCGCAGUUCAAUCCUGUCUGAAAUUUCCUGAAGCCCGUAUAAAAUGUGUGAUUACCAGCAGCGCAAGCCUUGACAGCCAAAUACCUUAUCUCACAAUUCCUGGACCCAAAAACAUCAUGGGCCAGCCACCCAUUCCGGCUCGCCAGGCGGAAUUGACGAUACGAAAAUACAUACGUGGGAUUGUCCCCGGUGCGAUCCGGACAGCUACCGAGCCCACAGAGUCAUGGCACCUUUUUAUCUGUAUGAUCCAGCAAGGCUAUUACUCUCGUAUUUUCAACACACCCCAUCACGAGGACCUCGAUAUUAUGAAAGCCGUGUCUGGUAUGGAUGAUAUCUGUCCAAUCUGGCUUAUGCAUGGUACUGGGGAUACCCUUGUCCCCUCUGAAUGCUCAUCAAACUUCGCGUAUAAGAUGAAGAAGAUAAAGCCAGAUGUGCCGGUCCUCUUGACUCUGCGGCCUGGUGAGCAUGGAUUUGAUAAAGCAUGUUCCAUGCAGGAGGAAUGGAUGGAGGAAGGGGUUUCAUUCGUGGAGAGAUAUUGGCCUUGA